AUGCAUGUGCGCCAACAUAGCCGCUGCACCGAAAUCGGUCGGCAUUUUCCAGAGCUGGUGUCGAGAAGCGAGGACGUGUUGAACACCUACGAGGAAUAUGCGUGCGGAAAGGCUGCUGAUACUUUCAUCGUGAACCCGGUGACAGCCCUCACUGCAGAGCUGACAGAACUGAACACCGGAUGCAUCAACGCGCCGCUUGGUUUGCAGGCGGCAGAAUUUCUUUCUGGCUCUUCAGCUUUCAUCUGGCAGUGUCUAGUGCCCUGUGACCUCCCACCUUUGCCCGCUGAAGUUGCUCAGAGUGACUCAAAUGUGAAGGAAUCCUUGGCCGAAGUUCCGCCUUGUGGUGUGACGGGGCCUGCCCUGAAGCCGAAGAUUGGCAUCAGCUCAGCACUCUCGAGGUUGAUGGAGAUUUGCGGCCUGUCCAACUGGCUUGUGGUUCACAAGAGAUGUCUUUCACCAGAGACGGGCUUGAAGAACUGCCUGAAAGUCAGGAGAGCGGGUGGGACACCGAUGAAUGGCAAGGAGAGUGGUGGACUUAGUGGGGAAGGACCGUCAACAGAAUCAAGCAAAAGGCUUGUGAUUCCCAGCAUGCGAUAUGCUCCAAAGCACCUGAGCUUUAAGGCCAACAUAUUGGAGAUUCCUUUCCCUGAUCACAAUGAGUCCAGCGGUUUCUUGAUAUGUGUGGCCCCGGGCCACACUCUGCAUCUCUGGCGCCUCUCCGACAAUGGGCACCCUUUGCCGACCUUCUCGUAUGGAGACCGCAGACCUGAUGCAGAUCUUUGGCAUCGGAUGAUCAAUUUUCAGGUUGGUCAUGAGCUUUCGGACGCGAUCGCAAAGCGGGCCGGCCUGGAGGACACAGUGAACAUGCCGGCGAGGGUUCUGUUCAUGCAGCGCUGUAGUGAACGACGUCCAAUCAUCAACGAGCAAGCAGCCCUGGCGCUAACGAGCCAAGUGCUACUAACCUCCAAUCGCUCCGAAGAGCUGCUGUCCACCUGCUCAGGUCGGAUGAGUAUCUUAGACCAGGUGCGUGAGGCAAGAUCGGCACGCCUUAUCGUAGGGGAACAUGGAGGCGCACUGGCCAACACACUCUACCUUCAGCCAGGUGCAGGCGUGAUUGAGUUCGUUGGCAGCGCCGAGUCUCAUGUCGGACUUGAAGGAUACUGGCCACCGUACAAGAGUUUUUGGUAUGGUGGGUCUGGGGCCUCUUUGCAAUUCUACCGGGUUGUUCUUUACGAGCCGGAUGCUGCUGGCACAUGGAAUAUUCGCUUGGAUGACCUGGAGGAAGCUAUUGGCCAGUGGAUGGUGCAGGAACCGCCCCGACAGAAUCUUGGUGCAUAG
This is a messenger RNA of Symbiodinium natans, 1338 nucleotides long. Lineage: Eukaryota; Dinophyceae; Suessiales; Symbiodiniaceae. The record is from the annotation of a GenBank genome assembly.